Molecule: messenger RNA, 2350 nt
Organism: Physcomitrium patens
Lineage: Eukaryota; Viridiplantae; Streptophyta; Bryopsida; Funariales; Funariaceae
Product: pre-mRNA-processing factor 19
Biological process (GO): mRNA splicing, via spliceosome; DNA repair; protein ubiquitination
Cellular component (GO): Prp19 complex; U2-type catalytic step 1 spliceosome; cytoplasm
Molecular function (GO): ubiquitin protein ligase activity; protein binding
Source: RefSeq, a predicted model, not a curated record
AAGGCCUUCGGGGUUGAGAGAGAGGCUUUGGCUUCAGAAACCCUAGAAUCCCCAUUAGAAGGGCUUCUUUCACCAUCGCCCCGAGCUUCUCCUCUCGCUGGCGAUGGCGAUGCUCGGUCUCCUUUCUCGCUAGAACCCCCCCCCGGCAUCAUCCCAUUGUUGCCAGUGGUGUUCGAUAUCGUAGCGUGUUGUUAAUAGCCACUUCUCUCUUCAUUUCUCUCCUCUCUUCCAGUUGUGGAGGCAGUGAACGACGCGUCGUCACCAUGUUUUGUUCCAUAUCAGGUGUGACACCUGAAGACCCUGUGGUGUCACGAAAAUCUGGCUUGCUGUUCGAACGGAGGUUAAUCCUCAAGCAUAUUGCGGAUAAUGGAACAGAUCCUGUUACUGGAGAGGUGUUGUCUGCGGAGGACCUCAUUUCAAUCAAAACAAACAAGGCUGUGAAGCCAAGACCUUUGCAGGCAGCAAGUAUACCGGGCAUGCUUGGACUCUUUCAAAAUGAGUGGGAUGCAGUUGUCUUGUCCAACUAUGCUCUGGAGCAGCAGCUGCAUACUGCUCGCCAAGAAUUGAGUCAUGCUCUCUAUCAGCAUGAUGCUGCUUGCCGAGUAAUUGCUCGAUUGAAGAAAGAGAGAGAUGAGGCCAGAGAGGUUCUUUUGAAAUCAGAGAGGCAAGCACCUGCUGCUGGAGCGGUCCCUGUGACUGCUCCAAUAACUUCCAGCAACGGAAAAAGAGCUCCUGAAGCAGACACAGAGUCUGAAGGUCCUGGAAAGAAACCACGGCAGGGCAUCACAUCUGACAUUAUUAAAGAGCUCACAGACUGCAAUGCUCGUCUCUCUGGUCAACGUAAGAAGCGUCAGAUUUCACCUACUUUGGCUACACCUGAUGCAUUAGAGAAGUACACCCAGUUGGCCAGCCAUCCUUUGCAUUCAAGUUCAAAACCAGGAAUUAUGUCUAUUGAUAUUCACCAAACUAAAAAUCUUGUGUUGUCAGGAGGUGUUGAUGGUACAGCUAUAGUGUUUAACCGAAGCUCUGGGGAACUUGUUUCUACUCUGUCUGGUCAUACCAAACGUGUUACCAGCGUGAAGUUCGUUGCAAAAGACGAGUAUGUUUUGACCGGCUCUAUUGAUAAGACGGUCAAAAUCUGGCAAGGACAGGAAGACGGAGAUUAUGCUUGCAAAUGCACGCUGAAAGAUCAUUCUGCAGAGGUACGGGCAGUGACUGUACAUGCCACCCAAAAUUACUUUGUCACAGCCUCUGCUGACAAGACGUGGAAUUUUUAUGAUCUCUCUACUGGGAUUUGUCUUACACAGGUAAAUGAACCAAGUUUGCAAGAUGGAUACACGUCAGCAUCUUUUCAUCCUGAUGGUCUCAUCCUAGGGACUGGAACCGCCGAAUCACUGGUUCGCAUUUGGGAUGUGAAGUCUCAGGCCAAUGUUGCCAAGUUUGAAGGGCACACAGGACCCGUGACGGAUAUAUCUUUCUCUGAAAAUGGUUACUUUUUGGCUACCGCUGGACAAGAUGGCGUUAAGCUGUGGGACCUGCGGAAGUUGAAGAACUUCCGUUCUUUUGCCCCUUAUGACAACAAUACUCCUACAAAUACUGUUGAAUUUGAUUACAGUGGAAGCUAUCUUGCUGUUGGCGGUUCAGACAUAAGGGUGUACCAAGUAGCAAGUGUUAAGCAAGAGUGGAACACGAUUAAAAUUUUCCCUGAUCUCUCUGGGACAGGUAAAGUUACAUCAAUCCGAUUUGGACCAGAUGCCUCCUAUUUGGCAGUUGGCAGCAGCGAUCGCAACCUGCGCAUUUUUGGUGCUCCUGAGGCUGCAUCUGAACCUUGAUAUCUUGAACUGGUUUAUAGAGGUAAUUCGAGCUGAAUUGGUGUAUCACUAUCGUCAUGGGCCGACGAUUUAGACUUUUUUUGUAAUCCUUCGAUGGGUCAGAUUUCAUCGAAACUUUGGUUCUGCAGAGAUGUAACUAUCUGAAGAGGCAGUAAGAAAUCCUUUACUGUAACCAUGCUCAACCCUGUUCAGAGAAGGCCUCCUCGAUAGCGAUGUUGUUUUAAUGAAGCUGUACUGUAUUUCAGUAGUUUAUCAUAAUUUCAUCACCCUGGAGGCUAUCAGAUACUUGAGGAGAUUUGUAGUGGUGCAAGUUGCACCAAGUAGCUCAGAUUCCCCUCAGUUGGUCUCCGGCAGUUACUUUGAACCUGUGUUAAACCUUUUUUCUUUCCUCUGUUUUGUUUUUAUUUUCUUGAGUGUAUAUUGAAGUGUACGACAUGCCGAAUGUGUUACGCAUAUACGACAGCACGCUGUGCUUUGUUAGUAAUCUUCAUAUCCUUAUUUUUGAAGUACUUCCAUCA